Amborella trichopoda is the source of this 2233-nucleotide messenger RNA. RefSeq lists its product as uncharacterized. Lineage: Eukaryota; Viridiplantae; Streptophyta; Magnoliopsida; Amborellales; Amborellaceae. The record is from RefSeq and is a predicted model, not a curated record.
CCUGUUUUUUCGCCUUCAAAAGAUCAUAACCUCACUUUUUGUUACUUCGUAAUCUCUGCUACUCCUCAUUCCUUAAGAGAAAAACCCUAGAAUUGAUGCAGUUAGCCCAAGCUAAGCCCAUAGCAGGGGAAACACCCUAGAAAGCUAAGCCAGAGCAGGGAAACACCCUACAGCUGACGCAGUUAGCCCAAGCUAAGCACAGAGCAGGGGAAACCUUUUUCCCUCUAAUUUCGACGCAAAAGCCUUGACGUUAAAGCCUUGAGGUUUGAAGCGAUCUUGAAGAAGAGAGAAAAACUUCGAGGUAGAUCAGCUAUGUUGUUGUCGAACUCAGACCUAAAAAGGACAGCAACGGAGUCCAAUACCACCACCAGCUUCACAGGCCUUAACAGAGACUGAGAAAUUAGGGUUUUGACUAGAUCCAGAAAGAAGGCCAAACUUAUAGAAGUGGCACAAGAACUGGGCAGAGGAAUUCAUAUAUUCACAAACUUACAAACUUGGCCUCUAAACCAUACCGUGGUUUCUAUACCAUUUCUUUUGGCUUGGCUUCUAUACCAUUUGUUUUGGAUAUUUAGGAUAUUUUUUCCUACUGCCCUUUUCUUCAACAAUGUCUUUACUCCAAGUGAUCACGAAGGCAGCAGAAGACCACCCCAAAAUACUAAAUACUUCAUCAGAAUACCCCAUAACUCUAAAUUCUAGUGAAAUAUUCCAAAACCUUAAGCCUGAAAAUCCAGAUUCAGAUGAUGAACCUAUGGUGAGAAAGGUAACAGGUUGGUCAAUCAAUGAUCAUAAUUCUGAGAUCAUGAGUGCUGAAAAAAAAUUCACGAAGCAGCAAAAGCGCAAUCUGAAAAGCCUUCUAUUCGACAUAAAGAUGUUCACCAAGUCAUUAGACCGUUUUCUCACGAAAAUCACGAAAAUCUGUUGUAAGGUCAGUGAUAUUCAACCAGGAGAUGAGAAAACUCUUAUAAUGCUGAGGAAUGCAUGCCCUUUUCUUAGCUCACAAGUGAAAGCCUUAAUCUCAGAAUGUUGUGUUCGAUUAGAACAUUGGGAAUUGAUGGAAGCUAUUAUUUUUCUAGGGUUUAUUAGAGGUAUAUCUCAUUACAAUUUGGUUCGAAAGCUCGUUGAUGCCGAGAGAGGUGACCUCCUUUGCCAAAUUAUCAGGCACACACCAGACUUGGGGCAUUCGGAGAUUGCCAUGAUCUUGAACUACUUUUUAUCCCCCAAAAAUGACCAUGAUUUGAGCAUCAACAGUGUUAGAAAGAAUUGGGAAAACCAGGCCCUCUGGGCCAUUGAUAAAGCAGCCCAAUCACUUCCCCAUAAAACCUCUGAUUUUUAUCUCAAAAUCCACAAUGCCAAUUCAGUUCAAGACCAUAAAACCUCUGAUUCUUUUCUCAAAACCCACAAUACCAAUUCAGUUCAAGACGAUGCAGCUUUACUUCUUGCCAUGGCCUAUGACGGGUUCUCUGCAUUUGAAACUUGCCUUCAUUUUCUCUUUUCCCCUUCUCUCGACGGCCUUGUUCUAUCGUAUGCUAUAUCAAAACUGCAAUCUGUGCAGUUAUACAGAUUGAUAAGGUACACUCGCAAAUGGGUAAAAAAAUAUUCGAGAUUUCCAGGUCUUGUGCCAUGGUCUCCAGAAUCUGGUUCAGAGUUCGAAGCUUGCAAAUGGGUUCCUUCCCUUGAAUCAAUUAUUAAGGUUUUGGGGGUGGUUUUGGAUGAGCAUUACUCAUAUUUGGUUUUGGAUACGGUGUUUCAUGAAGAAUUGAGAUCGAUACAGGAGACGGUAAUGCCUUUAGUAUCUGAAGGCAAUGUGUCAUGCUCAGUCUCGAAUUUGCUGGAGAGUUUGAGGUGCGAAUCAUGAUGAAUUAAGGUUCUAACCCAAGAUAGAGAAAGUGAUUUUGUAUUGAGGUUUUGGGUUUGGAUUCUGUUUUGAUCAUACUCACUCGCUCUAUAAAAUUCUGAGCAGGUAAGCUUUUAGACGCCGCUCUGUAAUUUUAUCUCUCUCUUUCUGAUGAUUGAGUAGAUUUUUAAAUGUGAUACAUGAGGAUGAAGAGAAACUUGUUAGCCUUAUUUGCAGUGGAUAUUAGCCAAGUCUGUUAGCCUAACUGGGGUGAUAUUUUACCCUGUGGGCCUCUCUCUUAUUUGCCUGAUAAGAUUUUUUAAUUGAUGAGGUUGGGCCUCUCUCUUAUUGGCCUGAUAAGAUUUUUUAAUUGAUGAGGUUCUCUCUCUUUCCAAUGUA